Clupea harengus (Atlantic herring) is the source of this 1760-nucleotide messenger RNA. It is a transcript of the gene sirt7, whose product is annotated as sirtuin 7. Lineage: Eukaryota; Metazoa; Chordata; Actinopteri; Clupeiformes; Clupeidae. Gene Ontology annotation, molecular function: histone H3K18 deacetylase activity, NAD-dependent; NAD+ binding. Gene Ontology annotation, cellular component: nucleus; chromatin. The record is from RefSeq and is a predicted model, not a curated record.
AUCAACCAGCCUUAUGGUGUACAAUAGGAGUGACAGUCAAAUAUACAAGGUGAGAUAAUUCAUGUAGCCUACCUAACCAAGUUUUUUGUGUAGUUUUCAUGCACGCCACUGCUAAGGGUUCUGUGACCGCCUCGGUGGCAUUACGUCACUAAAGCUGCUUCAAAAAGAGGCUAAUGAAUUUGCGUGUCGACUAUAGAGGGCGCUGUACAAAAAUCACCACAAAAAUGCGGUGUUCGUCUGUACUCUUAGUCGUUUCUUUCCUUGGUUUGUAGGCUCUACAAUAUCAAACUAACAUGGAGGAACAGACUAAUAGCUCCGUUUCCUCUCGAAGCGAGAGAAAAGCACUCGAAAAAGCCAAAAUUGUGCAACGAGAGAAUCAGAGAAGAGCAUUUAAAAUGAUAUCAGAAAUUCUGAAGAAAGACGACGGUGAACGCACUGAAAAGGAUCUAGCAUCUUUACAGCAGCACCAAGAGAUUGUGCAAGAAUUAGGCAAACGCCAAAUCCGGAGGACCUUGGUGAAGAGGAAGCAAGACGAGUUGUUUGAUGAUGCAGAGGAGCUGAGAAACAAAGUGAAAGAGCUUGCCGAGGCGAUCCUGCAGUCCCAAAGCCUGGUCAUUUACACUGGAGCUGGCAUCAGCACGGCUGCAUCAAUCCCAGACUCGGGGCCUAAUGGUGUAUGGACAAGGUUGAAGAGGGGUCUCCCAGUGAGGGUGGAAGAUUUGAGCCAAGCCGAGCCUACCUUCACACACAUGUCCAUCAAGAUGUUGCAUCAAGAAAAACUGGUUCAGCAUGUGGUCUCUCAGAACUGUGAUGGCCUUCACCUCAGAAGUGGUCUCCCCAAGCACAACCUCUCUGAGCUACACGGAAAUAUGUUCAUAGAGGUGUGUAUGGCCUGCAUCCCGGUGAGGGAGUAUAUACGUCUGUUUGAUGUAACAGAGCGCACAGCUCUACACAGGCACACAACUGGGCGCCAGUGUGCUCAUUGUGGGGGAGAUCUUAGGGAUACUAUUGUGCACUUUGGGGAACGUGGCACCCUGGACCAGCCGCUGAACUGGAAGGGUGCUAUAGAGGCAGCUGAACGCUCUGAUGCCAUCCUCUGUUUGGGCUCCAGUCUUAAGGUACUGAAGAAAUAUCCACGCCUCUGGUGUAUGACCAGACCAGCCCUGAAGAGACCAAGGGUCUACAUCGUCAACUUACAGUGGACACCCAAAGAUGAUCUGGCCACUCUGAAAAUCAAUGGGAAGUGCGAUGAUGUGAUGUCACUACUGAUGGAGGAGCUCAAUAUUAAAGUCCCAGCCUACAACAGGGCUGAAGACCCGAUCCUCAGUAUGGCAACAACGCUCCAGCCAGUGGAGGAGAGCAGUCACACACGUAGAGUGAUCACGCCCCCUGCUGCUGGAGCUGCUGCUGGAGCGUGUGCUCAAGAGCCCAGUGACCAUGCUGGAGGGACCGUGACACAGGGAGGCUGGUUUGGACGAGGUUACAACAAAGGACGAAAGAAAAAAACAGACGGUGUAAUAAACUAAAAGAAACUCCAGAAGAGAAACCGACUCGUGACUGUUGUGAUGUUCUGGGCUGAUAGGGGUUAUGAGGCUACAUGAAGACGUGUUAUGGUAUUAGUCAAGGUCUCUGGUCUCUGCUCUUUUGACCUCAGGGAUUGUUCCCCCAUUGUAGUACUCUUGCUGUGCAAGUUAGCAAUUCAGUCGUCUUUGUCAUUCAAUUUCUUUGUCUUUAUUAAACUGUAUUUGUGUUUUUAAGUU